AUGAAAGAGCCCGGAAGUUGUGAAACUUGCCCAACUGAAAAAGCGGUUUGCAACGGAGGUGCUAAUAUUGGUCCAUUACCUGGUUAUUGGAGAAAAAGUAAUGCUUCUUAAAGAUUUGAAAAAUGUCUUUAUUAACCUGCAUGCCUUGGUAUGGUCGCUCCAAAAAAUAAUCCAAUGGGCGAUUGCUCAGUUGGAUAUAGAGGUAUUUUAUGUGCAGAUUCAUUACUCCCAUUCUUGCUGGGUUAUAUCUGUUUUUAAUUCUGGCUGAUUAACAAUUUCAUUAAGAAAAGAAUUUGUUCAGUUGACAGGAAAUUUAUAUCUAGUUUAGUCAUUUUACUAUUUUUAGUUCAUCCUAUCAUAAGUUAGUAUUCGAUUUUCAAUUUUAAAUGCAGAGAUAUUGAUGGAUAGCAGAGAGUCUAUGAUGAUUUAGAAAUAUUAUGCUGGGAUAAGAGCCAUUAAUUUUACAGUUAUUUUGUUGCAUUACCAAGCAUUUUAGUUUGGGGAAUAGGCUUACCUAUUCUUGCUUUGAUUAUUUUGAUUAAAAUUAGAAAUAAUCUGAACCGAGUUUCAAUUAGAGAGAUGUAUGGUUUCUUAUACCGAGGCUACAAAGUUUAAUUUUAUUAUUGGGAGAUAGUAAUAACAUCUAGGAAAAUUCUAAUAAUCUUUAUUACUGUAUUUGUUGGAACAAGUUUUGGUUUAAUCGCAUAAGCCCUUAUUAUGCUUAUCGUACUUAUCCUGUUUCUUGUAAUAAACCAUUAAUUCAAGCCAUUUAAUACUUAAGCAUUAAAUGAUCUUGAGACUAUUUCUUUGGUUACUUCUAUGAUUUCAGUGUACUCUGGAAUAUUCUUUUUGUUAGAUAAAAGCACUAGUUGGAUAGAAAGUAAUUAAGAUUACUCAAGAGGAGUGAUUCAACUUCCUGAGGCAUUUAAAAAGCUAUUUUUCUACCUAAUUCUCAUUUCUAAUGUGGUAUUCUUUAUCUUUUGGAUUUACAAAAUGUAUUAAGAACUCAAGUCAAGAUUUAGAUCUUAAUACUAGAAGAUCUAUCUAAUUUUGUGCCUCUGUAAUGAUAAAGAAAAAUUGAAGUCGGAACUUGUAAAAUCGAUAUAUGAUUUAUAAAUGCAAAAAUACUCAGAAGAACUUGAAAAAUGUAUUAAUAAAUACGAAAACUACUUCGUGAAACGAAACAUAUAACUUAAUGAAAAAAUUGUUCAGAAAUUAGCAGUAUUCCUUGAUGAAGCGAAUAUGUUGAAGGCUUUUGGAUACAAAAAUGAGAAAGAUAAUUCAAAAAGCAUAUAGUAUCGUAAAAAAUAGAGUUAAAAGGUAUUCUAAGAAUUUUAAGAAGAAGAAUCAUAAAAGAAGUUAUCCAAAAUGAAACUUAUUCACGAUGAUUCUUAGCCUCUUAUGACUUAGCAAACUAUAUAAACCAUGGAAGGUAUUGACUUUAUAAACCAGAAAGAGGAAAAAUAAUCUGAUAUACUUAUUGGUAACUCAGAUUAAUUUGCUAAAUUGGAAAAGAAAAAUAGUCAGAAUUUCCUUACAAAUUUUUCAUUAAAAAAUUCUCGUGAUAUUUUGACUGUAUCGAAUUAAAACUAUAUAACCUAAGUUUCUUCUAAUUAGCUAUCAAAGAUGUCUUAAUUAGAACUUCUCGUUAAAGAAUAAAGACAAGAAAAUAUCUUGAUAUAAAAGAUUGAUCCUAUAAUAAAGCAAAGAUAUAACAAAAAGAAAGCAUUAAAUAAAGUAAGCAAAAUAAGUGUAUAGUAAGUGAGCUCAAACUUAAACUCAAUGAAUAAAAAUGCAGAAGGCGUUAAACAAAUUAAACAAAAGUCAAAAAUGAAUAAUUCUCCUUUAAUUAAUGAAAUAAUAGGAGAAAGAAUAAAGAUUUAGAGAAACAAAUAGGCCAAAAAUAAAAACAAUGAAAUUGAAAUAAUGUUAAUUGAAUAUAGUGAGAAUGAAGAUAAUAUUUAGAACGAUCUUUCAAAUCAUAGCUAAGAAGAGACUAAAAAACUUGAAAACAUAAAUUCUUGGAAAUAAUUAGAAUUGGUAUAGGAUAUAUAGGAGAAAUAAAACAUCAACUAAACUGAUUCGUCAAAAUCAUAUGAAAGUUUCAUUAAAGCAAAAGAAAGUCUAAAUCAAAAUUAGCAAGAGGAUGAUUAAAAUUAAUUGAAAAAUAACACAAACAGUGCUUUUGACUUAUUAAACGAAGAAUAGAGUCUUUUAUAAGAUAAGAUAUAAAGUGAGCAAAGCUAGAAAUAAAAUUAAACUUCUCAUUAGCAAUUAUCUCAAGAUAUUAUUUAAAGUUAUGAUAGAGCAAAAGUUUAAUCUUCUGGGUAAUAAGAUAAAUAAGAUAUUUUGGAGGUUGAGAGUAUUUACUCAGACUCAAAUGAUGAAGCAAGUCAUAAUGAUUGA
Stylonychia lemnae is the source of this 2406-nucleotide messenger RNA. NCBI's taxonomy places the organism in Eukaryota, Ciliophora, Spirotrichea, Sporadotrichida, Oxytrichidae. The record is from the annotation of a GenBank genome assembly.